Messenger RNA from Brassica napus (rape), 2589 nucleotides. RefSeq lists its product as uncharacterized. Gene Ontology annotation, molecular function: nucleic acid binding; zinc ion binding. The record is from RefSeq and is a predicted model, not a curated record. The transcript is spliced from 4 exons. Lineage: Eukaryota; Viridiplantae; Streptophyta; Magnoliopsida; Brassicales; Brassicaceae. Bases 1 to 2589 code for a protein of 862 amino acids.
AUGGAGUACAUUUUCGAGUACUACAACUACUCCGAGGCCAGGAAGAUAGCCUUAGCCGCGGCCCAACUGACUGAUAAUGCUCUCUCCUGGUGCGAUAGAGAAGUGUCUGAGACCGGUCGAGUCUAUCGAGUUGAGACUUGGGAAGAGAUACGAUCCAAGCUUCGCACAAAGUAUGUCCCAGCCUAUUAUCAACGGGACUUACAAAAACGUUUUCGUAAAUUGUCUCAGGGAACCAUGACAGUAGAGGAGUACUACGAGGAGUUUGGAUCUCUCAGGAACAAACUCAAGACGCGUGAGACUCAGGAGACGUUGAUGGCACAAUUCAUGGACGGUCUGCAUGAUCGCAUCGCCCAAAAGGUGGAGCGCCAGCAGCACGAGACCUUCCACGACCUGCUCCACUUUGCCAUUCAAGCUGAGCAGCACAUUAAGAGGAAGAAUGCGUCUACGGCCAAGGGCAAGAGUACUUGGACACAACCGGCUUCCAGAGGUGCUGACAAGGGCAAAUCCAUUGAAGUGGAGAAUCGGUUCAAGAAGAAACAAACCGAGCCAUCCAAGGCCGGACAAUCCGACCAAGGUAAGACCCAAGCUCAAAAUAACCGGACCUGUGUCAUUACUUGUUUUAAAUGCCAGGGAAAGGGGCACUACGCGAGGGAUUGCCCAAAAAAACGUGUGAUGAUCCUCAAGGCUGAUGGUGAAUAUGAAUCCCAAGACGAGGCCGAGGUCGAGACCAUAGUGUCAGAUGAAGAGGUGGUCGAUUAUGCUGAAACCGGAGAACUAUUGGUUACCAGACGUUCUCUCAGUGCCCUCUUCGACCCUGAAACCAUCCAAAGAGAAAACAUCUUUCAUACAAGAUGUAGCGUGGAACAAAAGGUAUGUAGCCUGAUCAUAGAUGGUGGUUCUUGUACUAACGUGGCUAGCAAGUAUCUUGUUGAUAAGCUAGGUCUGAUCAAGACACCCCAUCCGCGGCCAUAUCGACUUAAGUGGCUCACUGAUGAGACUGAGCUCAAGAUAGCCGAACAAGUUGUUGUGUCUUUCAGUAUUGGCAAGUACCAUGACCAGGUCAAGUGUGACGUCGUGCCCAUGCAAGCCGGCCACAUACUCCUAGGGCGACCAUGGCAGUUCGACAAAGAGACCAUUCAUCUUGGCCGAACCAAUGUCUAUAGCUUCAACCACAACAACAAAAAGCACAGCCUAGCACCUCUAAGUCCUCAAGAGGUUUAUGAGAUGCAACAGGCCAUGGACCAUUCCAGCAAGUACAAAGACGUCUUUCCUGAUGAGAUACCAGCCGGUUUACCCCCUAUCUGUGGCAUAGAACAUCAGAUCGACCUUGUGCCAGGCGCGCCCUUACCAAACAGAGCAGCCUACCGAGUUAACCCAGAAGAAGCCAAGGAGUUAGAGAGACAGGUCCAAGACCUCAUGGAUAAGGGUUACAUCUGUGAGAGUCUUACUCCGUGUGCAGUUUUGGUCCUAUUGGUACCUAAGAAGGAUGGGACAUGGCGCAUGUGUGUGGACUGCCGAGCCAUCAACAACAUAACCAUCAAGUAUCGGUACCCAAUACCAAGAUUAGAUGAUAUGUUGGAUGAACUAAAUGGAUCUGUUGUGUUUUCUAAGAUUGAUCUCAGGAGUGAAUAUCACCAAGUUCGUAUGAAGGAGGGUGAUGAAUGGAAGACUGCCUUCAAGACCAAGCAAGGUCUAUACGAGUGGCUAGUCAUGUUGUUUGGUCUCACCAACGCCCCUAGCACUUUCAUGAGACUCAUGAACCAGGUUCUUCGACCUUAUAUCGGUAAAUUUGUGGUUGUGUACUUUGAUGACAUAUUGAUCUAUAGUCGUUGCUUAACUGAUCACCUUAGCCACCUUGAACAAGGACUCAAGGUCGAUGAAGAAAAGAUCAAGGCGAUCCAAUACUGGCCCACACCGACCACGAUCGGACAUGUCCGCAGUUUCCAUGGUCUGGCCAGCUUCUAUCGACGGUUUUUCAAGGACUUCAGCACCAUUGCUGCUCCAAUGACUUCCAUGAUCAAGAAGAAAGUAUCUUUUACUUGGGGACCAGACCAAGAAGAGUAUUUUAACAAGCUUAAAUAUAGUCUGACUCAUGCACUGGUCCUUACUCUACCUAACUUCGAUAAAACUUUUGAGAUUGAAUGUGAUGCAUCAGGUACAGAUCAUGAGACGCUUAAACAUCUAAGAGGUCAGACCACACUCAAGAGGAGACACGCCAGAUGGUUAGAGUUUGUGGAGACUUUCCCUUACAUGAUUAAGUAUAAGAAGGGCAAAGACAAUGUUGUGGCCGAUGCCUUGUCCCGGAGAUAUACUCUUAUCUCGACCAUGAAAGCUAAGAUCAUGGGUUUUGAACUUAUUAAAGAUUCUUAUGCUACUGGCCUUGAUUUUCAAGAAGCUUUCAGGAACACUACACAAGGAGCAUUCGGUACCUACUACCAGCAUGACGGUUUCUUGUUCAAAGAAAAGAAAUUGUGCAUUCCCAAAGGUUAUAUGAGGGAAUUGCUGGUUCGGGAGGCCCAUGGUGGCGGCCUCAUGGGACACUUUGGUCGAGAUAAAACCUUAAGUGUUCUCACCGACCAUUUCUUUUAG